Cynocephalus volans (Philippine flying lemur) is the source of this 2250-nucleotide messenger RNA. RefSeq names its product replication factor C subunit 2 (gene RFC2). Gene Ontology annotation, biological process: DNA repair; DNA-templated DNA replication. The transcript has 11 exons. Gene Ontology annotation, cellular component: nucleus; DNA replication factor C complex. NCBI's taxonomy places the organism in Eukaryota, Metazoa, Chordata, Mammalia, Dermoptera, Cynocephalidae. The record is from RefSeq and is a predicted model, not a curated record. The coding region runs from base 32 to 1090 and encodes 352 amino acids. Gene Ontology annotation, molecular function: ATP hydrolysis activity; ATP binding; DNA binding.
CCCUCGGGCGGCGGGAAGAGCCGGCGCGAGAAUGGAGGUGCAGGCGAGCUGUAGUGGCGCGGGCGAGCGCGGGGCCCAGGACCUUGCCCCCGCCCCCAGCAAGGCCUCCGGCAGCGCCGGCCACUACGAGCUGCCGUGGGUUGAAAAAUACAGGCCAGUAAAGCUGAACGAAAUUGUUGGGAAUGAAGACACUGUGAGCAGGCUGGAGGUCUUUGCAAGAGAAGGGAAUGUGCCCAAUAUCAUAAUUGCUGGCCCCCCAGGAACUGGUAAAACUACAAGCAUCCUGUGUUUGGCACGAGCCCUGCUGGGCCCAGCACUUAAGGAUGCCGUUUUGGAACUCAAUGCUUCAAAUGACAGGGGCAUCGACGUUGUGAGGAAUAAAAUCAAGAUGUUUGCACAACAGAAGGUCACCCUUCCCAAAGGUCGGCACAAAGUCGUCAUCCUGGAUGAAGCAGACAGCAUGACUGAUGGAGCCCAGCAAGCCUUGAGGAGAACCAUGGAAAUUUACUCCAAAACAACUCGCUUUGCUCUUGCUUGUAAUGCUUCGGAUAAAAUCAUAGAGCCCAUUCAGUCCCGGUGUGCUGUCCUCCGCUACACCAAGCUGACUGACGCGCAGAUUCUUGCCAGGCUACUGAACGUCAUCGAGAAGGAGAAAGUGCAGUACACAGACGAUGGCCUGGAGGCCAUCAUCUUCACCGCCCAGGGAGACAUGCGGCAGGCGCUGAACAACCUGCAGUCCACCUUCUCGGGAUUUGGCUUUAUUAACAGCGAGAACGUGUUCAAGGUCUGUGACGAGCCGCACCCCCUGCUGGUGAAGGAGAUGAUCCAGCAUUGUGUGAACGCCAACAUCGAGGAAGCCUACAAGAUUCUUGCUCACCUGUGGCACCUGGGCUAUUCACCAGAAGAUGUCAUUGGCAACAUUUUUCGAGUGUGUAAAACUUUCCAAAUGGCAGAAUACUUGAAACUGGAGUUUAUUAAGGAAAUUGGAUACACUCACAUGAGGGUAGCAGAAGGUGUAAGCUCCCUUCUGCAGAUGGCAGGGCUGCUGGCCAGGCUGUGUGAGAAGACAAUGGCCCCGGUGGCCAGUUAGAGUGGAGACUUGGACUGAUUCCAUUACAGGAGUCCUCAUCCCUGAAAUGCAGGACGCUUUAGGCUGGCUUUACACUUUUUACUACUUUUCACUUUACACUCUGGCUGUCAUGUUUCUAGCACAUCUCUUCCCCACAGGCGUUUGCAUUCAACCUCAGACUCAUGGAUGCAGUGACGGGUGGGAAGGCACCAGAGAGGCUCAGGGGCCCCGCCCUGGCCUGGGUGUGUGUGGGCGUUUCAGCUAAUAAAACCUCACAAUGUCUGUCAGAAGUAAGAUCACAUGAGGCAGGCCUCAAGACUAGCUUCCUGUCUCCCCGGCCCCUAGCACCCUACAAGUAGAUAGUAGGCUGGACAGGCUAAUCUCAAUUUUUCUAGAAGCCUGAAGGGAUUAGUUCCAUGGGGCGAGGGCAGGGUUUGCUGUAAUUUCCUGCAGGGCUGCAGCGGGUCGCAGGCUCUGAGUGGAGGACACAGCACAAGCCCUCAGGAGAGCUCCAGCCUGUCGCCUUUCCCACAAAGUUGUGUGGAUGCCUUGCUUUAGAUUCCCCAGCAAGUUUGCUGUUAACUUGUAGAAUUGCCUUUUUGUUUUUUGCAAAGUAGUAUUUUUUCCACUUUUUAAAUUAUGUAAAAUUUCAAUUGUAUAUAAAAGUAGAGGGAAUAACAAGGCAAACCUUCAUGUACUCAUCAUCCACCUGAACGAUGGAUGGUGUUAUUAGCACGGGGCCAAGCUUGUCUCCUGUCUCCCUCCUGCCACCGUGCUUGGCUCUCAGACUGCUUUGAAGCAAAUCCCAGGCAUAGUUUCAGAACGAUGUUUUUAAGGGGGUGGAAGUGACAGCUUCCAUGACUGACACGACAUGGUCUCAUGUGGAAAGCUGUCAUUGAAACACCUUGCAAGCAUGCUGGCCCGUGGACAAAGCUGCUGAGUGUGGCUGCAUGUGCCUGCGCUGCCGAGAGCUGGCAAAGCUGGGCAGGCUCUUGGGCUUGCUCUCCCCUUGAGUUGUGGGUCACAGAUGGCCUCAUGUUCUAGUCUGAAUUUUUGGGAGCAGGCAGGUCAGGGCCCUGAGUGGGGACACUAAACAGACAAAGGAAAGUUUCCAAUGACUGGUUCUUUGGGUUAGGGUUUCAGUUAAGGGGGAAAAAUUAAAAAUAAUUAAAGCCCUCAGA